GCGCAAAGAGCUUCCUUCGCUAGACAUUCGCUACACAAGUUUGUUUACAUUUAGCAGACCAGCGUUGUUACAUGAGGAGGCUGGAAGAAAAUGAGGAGUGCGGUCUGUUCUCUCUUGGUUCGUGCACUCAGGAAUGAGGCAGGAAGCAGUUUCAGUGGAAGUAAUGCCGUAGGAAAGUCAACAUCAUGGGCAUCUUUAGCAUCAGCGGCAUGGUUAAAUGGAAGCAGAAAACAUACACCAUUAUCUGUUCCCUCUGCAUCAACACCGACUGUAUACAGUUCCAGACUGCUCCACUCUUCGACUUUAAACCUUUCACCGUCUGAAGUUGGUCUGACUGUGGGUGAGCCUGACAAACUGUACAGCUUGGUAGAAGUAGAAUGCCGUGGACAUGAACCUGCUGUCUUACGUUCUUACCAUACCUUUGUCACUACAGCAGCGAGACACCUUGAAAUACCAGUUCAAGAAGUCCUUUGGCCAGACAAGCACAUCAAACGAUGGACUCUUUUAAAAUCAGUUCACAUCUACAAGAAACAUCGUGUUCAGUAUGAAGUGAGGACACACUUUCUCAUAAUGAAGUUUGCUCGCUUGACGGGGUCAACAGCUGACACUUUCUUGGAAUAUGUACAAAGAAAUUUACCUGAAGGCGUUGCUAUGAAAGUUACUAAGCAUGAGCUUCAGAAACUCCCAGAACAUGUGAAGCCAUCAGCAGAGGUUGUGGCUUAGAU
Molecule: messenger RNA, 725 nt
Organism: Penaeus vannamei (Pacific white shrimp)
Lineage: Eukaryota; Metazoa; Arthropoda; Malacostraca; Decapoda; Penaeidae
Source: RefSeq, a predicted model, not a curated record